This is a messenger RNA of Triticum urartu, 1035 nucleotides long. RefSeq names its product cysteine-rich receptor-like protein kinase 10. The record is from RefSeq and is a predicted model, not a curated record. NCBI's taxonomy places the organism in Eukaryota, Viridiplantae, Streptophyta, Magnoliopsida, Poales, Poaceae.
ACGUGAAGUCAAAGUCGUCCUCCACGCACCGCCGAUGUGCUUGCCUUUGGCUGUAUCCUCUCCACAAGCUCCACUUUUUGUCCUACUAGUGCUGUUCCCAGCUCGCUCACCGCUGACCACCACCCACCGGCACCAGCGCAGCGGCCAACCACCAUGCAUCACCCCUCGCCCUUCCUCUUCCUCCUCCUCCUCCUCCUCGCCGCCUCGCCUCUGGUCGCCACUGCGGCGACGUUCAACUGCGUCAGCGGGGUAUACAAGGCCAACAGCACCUACGAGGCCAACCUCCGCCGCCUGGCCGCCGUGCUCCCGGCCGAGACCGCCGCCUCCCAAGACCUCCAGGCGUCCCGCGGCGUGGGGUACUGGCCCAACCGGCCGCGGGCCUCCUCGCGGUGCUACUGGGGCGUCAGCCCUUCGUCCUGCGCCGCCUGCGUUGCCGGCGCCUUCCGGGAGGCGGAGCGGGCGUGCCCGUACGGCAAGAAGGCGGUCGUCUUCGCCCGCAACUGCACGCUCAGUCUCGCCGAUUUUCCUCGAGCUCUCGGCUUCCGCACCAUCAGUUGGCUUGACCUCUUGGGUCCGGGACUCAUAUUUCAAGCAAUUGGAUUUGCAUGGCUUUUCUUCCUGCUUCUGCAAGAAUGGCGUGAUAAAAGAAGAGCCUCUAUGAUGCGUUGUAGCUCUCUUCCAUCCGGAGAUCAGUAGUUGAUCAACUUGGUCAGACUAUUGGAUAUCAGCCUAUUCCCAACAAGAGGAAACACUAAUCGGGCUCUACAAGAACGCUCACAUGAUUACCUGAAUCGUGAUUUGAUGUUUUUUUUGGCAAAGAAUGGUUUGAUAUUGUCCUCCAAUUUGAAUGUUCGCAUUGGUUAUGAAUAAUUUCCAAGGUCCACUUCGUUUGUUCCUUUUGUUUUCAUCCUAUCCUUCGAUGCUCCAAAUAUGUAUGUAUUUCCAACUUGCCAGAAACAGAGUUCCAGCUUGCGGCAGAUAUUAACUGAACACUCCUCACUUUCAUCAUUAAACUCUUAAACCUUGGUUGGAUCA